Molecule: messenger RNA, 968 nt
Organism: Eurytemora carolleeae
Lineage: Eukaryota; Metazoa; Arthropoda; Copepoda; Calanoida; Temoridae
Gene: wupA
Product: troponin I
Exons: 10
Coding region: 111-740 (209 amino acids)
Biological process (GO): muscle contraction
Cellular component (GO): troponin complex
Source: RefSeq, a predicted model, not a curated record
CCUGCCUUCUCCUACCUGCUGCCUUUCCUACAUCCUACACCUCCUUAAACCUCCUUCAGUCAGUCCUUAACCUGGCUCAUAAUAGAACUCAGCCGUAAACAGAAAUCAAGAUGUCGGACGAAGAUAAGCAGGCUGAGAUUGACCGGAAGAAGGCCGAGGUCAGGGCCCGUCUUGAGGCCCAGGCCGCCGGCAAGAAGGCUAAGAAGGGGUUCAUGACUCCAGAGAGGAAGAAGAAACUUAGGCUUCUGCUGCGUAAGAAGGCAGCUGAAGAGCUGAAGAAAGAGCAGGAGAGGAAGGCGAUGGAGCGCAGGAAGGUCAUCGAUGAGCGAUGCGGUCAGCCUAAGGAUUUGGAAUCUGCAUCCGAAGAUGCGCUGAGAAAUAUCAUCAAAACAUACCAUGCACGUCAAUAUCAUCUUGAAAGUACAAAAUUUGACCUCGAACAUGAGGUCAAGGUUAAAGAUUAUGAGAUCAAUGAACUAAAUAUUGCUGUCAACGAUCUUAGAGGAAAAUUUAUAAAGCCUACCCUGAAGAAGGUUUCUAAGUAUGAGAAUAAGUUUGCUAAACUACAGAAGAAGGCUGCCGAGUUUAACUUCAGAAAUCAGCUGAAGACUGUCAAGAAGAAGGAGUUUACGAUGGAAGAUGAUGAGGCAGGGGCUGAGAAAAAGAAACCGGGUUGGGCGCUAGGGGCGAAGGAGGGAGAGGUUAAGGGAGCAGCAGAGGGUGAGCCUGCUGCUAGUUAAGCUGUUUCUAUUCUUCAUCAGCUGUUCUUGGAAGCUGCUUUAUGGAAACAAAAAGCUGUUCUCGUUUGCUGCAAUUCUUCUGAAAUCAGCUGUUUUUUCUUGUUUCGAAUUUAGAACUUGGAUAUCUGUGGAUUUAUGUUAUUUUAUGAAAAUAUUUAUGUUUAAUUAUCAACAUUUUGUUACUUUUAUUUUAUGAUGGAACCUAAAAUAUAUCGAUGCGUUGCUAAA